Molecule: messenger RNA, 1801 nt
Organism: Meleagris gallopavo (turkey)
Lineage: Eukaryota; Metazoa; Chordata; Aves; Galliformes; Phasianidae
Gene: PLAAT1
Product: phospholipase A and acyltransferase 1
Biological process (GO): N-acylphosphatidylethanolamine metabolic process
Cellular component (GO): cytoplasm
Molecular function (GO): A2-type glycerophospholipase activity; glycerophospholipid phospholipase A1 activity
Source: RefSeq, a predicted model, not a curated record
CCUUUGCUUCCAUUGCUCAACAGGACAAGGGUGGAUUUCAUUCCUUGCCCUCUGCCAGCACACUGAUCACAGCCAGGCCAUGCAAACAGCAUCCAGCGCAGCAGCGGCCAGCUGUCACUUGUCUGUGCUGCAAGUGUCAGGCACUAAUGACCUCCUGACAUGCCAGCCCCCAGCAAACAACCUCUGUGUACCCUAGAGCUCCCCCCGUGCCUUGCCCUGGGCUGCCCAGCCAGAGAAGAAUGUCCUGAGCUGGAUUUCACAAGAUGGCAGCAAACGAGAGCUUCAGUGCCGCCCACCCUGGAGAUCCUCAGCCCGGGGACCUGAUUGAGAUCUUCCGGCCAGCGUACCAGCACUGGGCCCUCUACCUGGGAGAUGGGUACAUCAUCAACGUAACACCCGUGGAGGAGGGACCACCAGCCACAUUUGGCAGCGCCAAGUCGGUGUUCAGCCGAAAGGCCAUGGUGAGGAUGCAGCUUCUGAAGGAGGUGGUGGGAAACGACACCUACCGCAUCAACAACAAGUACGAUGGCACCUACGCUCCCCUCCCUGUGGAGGAGAUCAUCCGACGUGCGGAGUACCUCAUCAACCAGGAGGUGUCCUACGACUUGCUGGGCAACAACUGCGAGCACUUCGUCACGCUGCUCCGCUAUGGCGAGGGGGUCUCUGAGCAGGCCAACCGAGCCAUCAGUGCCAUUGGGUUUGUGACGGCGGCUGCAGGGGCCUUCUCCCUACUGGGGCUGUUGCGGAGCCGGAGCCGAGAGAGGCAGUACUGAGAGGCCACCGGGCAGGAGAUGCCAGGCAGGAGCUGCUGGCGAUACAGGCUGGUUCGUGCCCUUACUCCCAGCAGUGCCUCUCUCAGAGGACAGCCCCAGUCUGUUUGCUACAGCUGCUGUCAUGGCAUCGCCAGCAAUGUCUGGCAGUGCUCACGAGCAAAUUAUCCUCGCGCCUCAGGGAUCUGCUGAGGGCUUUUGGCACAUAAACUGUUUCUACAGAAUGCAUCCUGUGGGCUUUCUAUGAAUAACCUUUCCUAACCUGUGUGAAGGAGCAUUUUUACUUCUGUUUUUAACCUUUUUUUUUUCCUCCUUACUAGAAGUAACGCAGCAGUGCUGCUGUAGAGGCCCAUGCAGGACUAGAUAAAGGAUGACAGAGCUCUUUUCCAACUGUAAUGAUUCUAUGGUUCUAUGAUUAUAAAGAAAAGCCCCUGGCCACCUCAGGGCAGUCUUUGUGCCUGGACCUGGGCCCAUUGCACUGACCAGCACGACAGACCCUUGUUCCAGCACAAGUCUUCUCCCAGCCAGCAGGACAGCACAGGACAUCCCACACCUGGAGGUUGAGCUGCCUAACAUCUCCAUGCCUACAGAGUCUCACUGUCUCCGAGCACAAAGCUGGUGUGCAGCUCAUCCUAGGAGGAAGAUAUUGAGUGGAAGUAUGGUUUAUUACUCUUCAUGGAGAGUAUUUAGCUUGCAUGUUUGGAACUGUAUAUUUUUUUUUUGUAGGUUGCAUAUAGGAAAUGAAAUCUAACUGUGCCUUCACCACGUGCAGCUUUCUGAACUGUAAGAAGAGAUGGGAGCAAGAGCUGUCAGUAAGCAGCUUGCUAUUUUUAUCUGCUCUCACCAUGUACAUAACUGGACCAGAAGCUUUUUUUAAAACAACAAUUGUUUCAGUGUUUGAAAUAACAAAGCCAAGCCUUCUGGUCAUAUUUUGUAGUUAAUACAAUGAAAUAAUAUUGAUGGUUGUUUUGUUUGUUUGUUUUUUAACAUGGGAAAUGUAUUAAAAUAAAACUGGGCUCUUAGUAACAGAA